CACUGUUUGACCGGUUCCGUUUUAUAACCGCGCGUCCUUUUCGCCAAGUCCCUCGUCUCACUUUAUCCGCCAUCGCAUCACACAUCCACUUGCCCAUCACACAUCACACAUCGACAUCCUCUCUUAUCCAUCUUACUCACGACCUCCCUACACUCUCCUCUUCCUCUCCAACACCUAACACGUCACACUCCUUACUACCCCCUCCCCCCCUCCCCGACAAUGACCGCCGACACCUCCACCGACCGGCCCGUCGUCGACACGGCAGCGCCCGAGUCGACAACGUCGAGCACAACCAACAGCACCAUCCUGUCCGAGAAAUCGUCGUCGACACCCUCAACACCCGGCACGAGCACAGCCCCGCUCACGCCACUCACGCCCAAGGAUGCAAAGGCCAAGCUCAAGAAGGAGAAGGACUCGAUCUCGCGCUCAAACUCGCUCCUCGACUUGCUACACGUGCCCACGCCGGAACCUAUCAAGUUCGCACCCCUCAACGUCCCGACGCACCGGCGUGCCCAGACGGCCGCCGUCGCCGUCUGGUCCGUCAUGAUCCCCAUCACGUUCACCGCCUUUUUCGGCGCCUUCAUCUUCCCAUUCCUCUGGCCAUUCCUCAUCGCCUAUGCCAUCUGGUUCAUGUUCAUCGACAAGGCAUGGGAACGUAAGGGCGGCAGGUCGCAGGAGUGGGUCCGUCGCUCUGCCUUCUGGCGCUACUUUGCGAGCUACUACCCUGUUCGCACUCUCAAGGAGGCCGACCUCCCCGCCGACCGCAAGUAUGUGUUUGGCUACCACCCCCACGGCAUCAUCUCGAUGGGUGCGCUCUGCACCUUUGCGACCGAGGCGACAGGGUUCUCCGAGCUCUUCCCCGGAAUCAAGCCUCAUCUCCUCACCCUUGACUCCAACUUCCGCGUGCCUUUCUACCGCGACAUCCUGAUGGCUAUGGGUAUCUCGUCCGUCUCCAAGCGCUCGUGCCGCAGCAUCCUCAAGAAGGGUCCAGGCAACUCGAUCGCCAUCGUCAUUGGCGGUGCCUCCGAAUCGCUCUACGCCCACCCCGGCACACACAACCUGACGCUCAAGAAGCGCUUCGGCUUUGUCAAGGUCGCUAUCCGUGAGGGUGCCGACCUCGUCCCCGUGUACGGCUUUGGCGAGAACGACAUUUACGAGCAGCUCCCCAACGAGAAGGGCAGCGGCGUGUACAAGUUCCAGAAGAACUUCCAGGCAAUGUUCGGCUUCACCUUCCCCCUCUUCCACGGCCGCGGCAUCUUCAACUACAACUAUGGCCUGAUGCCCUUCCGCCACGACAUUGUCACUGUCAUUGGCAAGCCCAUCAAGAUCAAGCAGAACCCCAACCCCACGGACGAGGAGGUUCAGGAGUACCACAAGCUGUACAUUGAGGGUCUCCAGGAGAUCUGGGACAAGUACAAGGACGAGUUUGCCAAGGACCGCACCUCUGAGCUCAAGCUUGUUGCGUAAGCCUCCCUAGUAUCGUGUAUGCAUCUAUCAGCGUCGG
Molecule: messenger RNA, 1504 nt
Organism: Vanrija pseudolonga
Lineage: Eukaryota; Fungi; Basidiomycota; Tremellomycetes; Trichosporonales; Trichosporonaceae
Product: Diacylglycerol O-acyltransferase 2B
Exons: 6
Coding region: 220-1467 (415 amino acids)
Biological process (GO): triglyceride biosynthetic process
Cellular component (GO): endoplasmic reticulum membrane
Molecular function (GO): diacylglycerol O-acyltransferase activity
Source: RefSeq, a predicted model, not a curated record